Messenger RNA from Papilio xuthus (Asian swallowtail), 2921 nucleotides. RefSeq lists its product as uncharacterized. NCBI's taxonomy places the organism in Eukaryota, Metazoa, Arthropoda, Insecta, Lepidoptera, Papilionidae. The record is from RefSeq and is a predicted model, not a curated record. The transcript is spliced from 7 exons. Bases 519 to 1898 code for a protein of 459 amino acids.
ACUUUGACAAGUUGUUGACAAGCACCAACUGCGAAACACGAAUACGAGAUAAAUAAAUGUAAAAUUCUUGAAUCAUUUAUAGAAAAUAAGAGUGUUAAGAGUAGUUAAAUACGAUAACUUACAAAAUUAAGAAGAUAAAGGAAACAUACUGUGUAAAUAUAAUAAAUAUACAGUGAAAAAAUUCUUGACAUAAUCAUCCGCAAAACAUAAAGGUAUAAGUAAUAUUGAGAAAACAUAACAUUAUUGUGUUUAAUUGAGAAAUAAGAGUUUAAAACGUUAUCCAUGUUUUGGGAUCAUGUAUAUCGUAAUAAACACAUCAUGCAGGAGUUUGAAGACUUAGAAGUACAUAAAACGAGUGUUCCUGUGUUUUUGGCGCUUUUCUAUCUCGAAAUGCUGUAUAUUUUAAUCAUGACAUUGUCUAUUUUAUGUCAACUGAAUAGAAACUCGUCUUUAUAAUUUUUUUUUAACAAUACAAGCCAGUGACGUAAGUAACACAUUAAGUUCAUUUAGGCUUUAAAAUGACUGAUAUAAAGAAACCUGUGAAAGAACGACUAUAUCUUGAUAGAGGACAGAGAGAGGUGUAUGUAGACACUUGUGAUCUCGCUCAGCACCAGAUUGAAGGCAUUAGAUCUUUGUACCGGCAAUAUAUAAAGAAAAAGCCUGGUGUUAUACUAAACAAUCCGGAUGGUUACGGAAAAUCAAUACAACUUUCUUUUUUCUUGGAUGCAAUUCGAGAAUUACUUACGAAUCCAGUGUUAAUAUUGUGUGAAGAUGAAAAUAAAGUAAACAAUUGGAAACAAACUCUUAUAAAAUGGACGAAAUAUACUGAAGAUGAUAUAGUGGUUGACUCUAGCAAUGUGUAUGUUAAAAAAACAAUAUUUCUUAAAAAAGGCACACACUUGGAAGCACCUUAUUCCCGCAGAGAUUGGGGAGUUGUGGUAGUAAAGAGUGACUUUGUACUUAAGCAACUUAUGAAGACACCUAUAAAGGCCACUUUUAAAAUCUGGUUGACUACUAUUGACAUGAGGAAAGAUGUGGAAAUGUUCAAUUCAAUCUAUUGCUGGUUGUAUUCUGAGAAAAAGUUUGACAUAAACAAAUAUAUUGAUUCAAUAUCGGAUGUGGAAGGUCUGCCGCUGGCUCGGGCAAAACUUUUGAAUUCAUUUCUAGAAGACAUUGUUAUUAUAAAGGAUGAUUUUACACCUUCAAAGAAACCAGAGUUAAUACAAGAGAAAAUAUCACCUAAAAUAAAAGUUUCGAGAAAAAAUAAAGACGCUACUGGCACAAAAAUAAAACGUUCUAAAAAGACAAUAGAAUCAGAUUCUGCCACUGACGGAAAUAAUUAUCUUGAUAAUUUUAAUACUUCUAAUGGUCUUGAUACUUUUCAAACAAAUCAAACACAUUUUGAACCUAAUAUUGACUCAAAUAAAGUCACAAAUUCUAAACAAAAUUGCAAAAUAAAUGAUAAUAUGUAUGAAACAAGUAAAUUUGGUGGCGAUGGAUUAGAUGUUGAAAAUUUUAUAAAACAAAAAGAACCAGUUCAAUGUGAGGAAUAUGAUUUUCUAAACGAAAGUAAUUCAACGGAUACAGAAAAUUUGAGCUUUACUAACGCAUUGAAUGAUGUUGUAGAGAAUGAGAAUGAUUUACAUUCUGAAAGCAUUCUUGAUGAACAAUCUAUAAAUGUCAAAAAUGAAAACAUAGAUGAAAUAAAAAAUGAUUCUUUACCUACAUCAGUAUCGUCAAAGAUUAAAGGCACAGAUACAGAUAAAAUGUGUACAGAUCUAAAAACAGCAGAUGUUUUGAAGAAAAAUAAUAAAAAAGAUAUCAUUCAAGCCAUCGCAGAAAUGGAAGAGCAGGCUAUGAAGAAGUUUAAAAAUACAGUUCUAGAUGAUUUAUUCUAGAAAUAUGGAUAAAGUGCCCGGCGGGAAAAGACGUUGUGUGGUUUUCUUAUAAUUAUAAAUAUUAAUCCAUGUUAAAAUAAGUGCUGCUUGACAAACAUUCCUCUUUAGAGGACCAUCAAAGUCUUCGAUUAAUUUUAAAAGUUAAUUAUUUAAAUUAUUUCUUCAUUUAAGAUCAUGCACAUUUCGCGACAAUUCAUUUGACAUUUCGUUCAUUCAUCACACAUUAUUGACAUUUCAAUCAUAUAGUCAAACAAAGAUAUCUGGCCCGUUGAGAGGGGCGCUGCUAUCGCGGUUAAAUCUGUCAGAAAAUAUGUGGAACCUACAUAGAAAUGGCAUAAAAGAAAAAACAUGAUAGCCAUAUUAAGAAAAGGUUUUCGUUACCAUUUUUAAAAAGACAGAGGGGCGCUAGUGUGCUGUCAUAAUUUAGUUGGAAUUAUACGAUCCGUGUCAGAUAUCCUUGUCGGUCUAUUAAAAUAUAGUUCGUUCUUUAUAGGUUUUAUAAUUAUCGUUCGGAAAUAUAGCUGGCGUGAAAUGAAAAGAUUCGUGUAUAUUUGGCAGUUAAUGUGUUUAUGGGGAGAAAAACUGCAUUUUGCUCUCUAGAUGUCGGCACGAUCAAGAGUAAUUGUAGCCCUAAUAUACAAAAAAGUACUUUGUGAACUGUAGUCAUAGCGAAUUCCCUCAAAUUAUUAUUAACAAGAUUAACUUAUCUUAAUUAACUUCACCCUUAACUUAGGGUAGGCUCCGAGCCCCUCGGUGGGGACGUAUAGUGAGCUGAUGAUGAUUUUCUUUUAAAUAUCUAGAAUGACGUAUAAAUAUUUUGACAGAUGACAGCUCACUCUUGACACUAGCGCAACCUACUUACAGCUUUCAGUUUUUCUCCUCAUUAUCUUUGUCACUUAGGAAACUUAAUAUUGUUAGAUAUUGGAUUAAGAAUUAAAUGUUUCGUGUUCGUGGUUUUGUACUAGAGUAUAGUAAUUUUUUGUUAUGGACAAAAAUAUUUUUUUUUAUUUCCGAAACAUCUAU